UAGAGUUUUAGUUAGAAUUUUGUACUCUCUCUUUUGUUUUACUUUCUCUUAGAUUCAGCUUAGUGAUUCUUAAGUUCGUGAGUCAUAGAUUCUAGCUCGAGCUGCGCUUGCAGCACACCCGCGCUGACUAACACAAGUCCAGCGAUUAUCAACAGAAUUAGAGAAUUAGGUGCUUCCAGCUAUUGAACCACCUUAGCGCUACGGAGCUGCCUAUAGUUCACCGCUCAUACUUAGCGUUAUACAUCGCUCGCCCGACCAGACCCAGACGCGAAGAGAACCCUUGAUCUAUCAGCUGCCCGGAGCGAAGCUCCCGCUUGCCGUUGGAACCGAAGCCCUGCUUGCACCGUGAAGUCCACCUGAAGAACCCGCUUGGCCACCUGGAUCGAGCUACCCUUCCUGGCGGUCGACACCGACGGUUCCCUUCGCGGCAGAGACGACACCGGUUGCCCGAGGCCGGUCAACGCAAAGAAGAUGAGGACUCUCCUGCUCCUGACGCUCGUGCUGGGGACGAUCGUCGCGGCCCCUGAUGUGAUCUCCCCCGGACCUACCUCAGGAGUAGUUCUUAGGGAUAAUUCGGGACUACUAAUCACAAACUGCCGGUUACAUACCCAAAGGGUGUUUGUACGACUGAACCCGGAGGAAGUAUGUAAAAAGAACUUCCCUGAUUGGUCCCGCCAAGUGGGGUGGGCUGGGCAUUGGUGGGUACGAGAGGCAGUAAGCCAUGCCGAACGAGACACCACCCACAUGCUACAACAGCUGCAAAAAUUUGCGGUCACACAGUCUGAACUGAAUGGGGCUCAAAAGAGAUCCAAACGGUUUCUUGCAGGUUUAUUAACUGCUGCCGCCGCUGUAGGCUCACUCCUUGGCGUUGGCACAUCCGCUGUUAAUGCCGUGGGCCUAGCCACGGUCCGCCGUAAUGUAGGGGAACUACAGGCAGAACUACCACACAUCAAGGACCAAAUAGACACCCAACAGAGACAGCUACAGGCAAUUGGACAAACUUUACAGGGUACCAUUGUGGUCCUCAAUACCCACACGGUAGCUUUAAACAAAACUCUGCAAACGAUCACCUCCCUGACCCGGGCAAUCCAGGCAGAUAUGGCUCACAUCCAAGUGAUUAACAUGCUUUUGAAUGACAUGCUACAGGAAGUGGGAUCCUCAGUAGACAGUCUAGCUAUGGGCAAGAUACCAGCUUAUCUGGUGCCUUUAACCCUGGUACAGGAAAUCCUCAGUAGGGCUACCCGAGAGGAAGUUACUGAUCUCCAAGCACAUUUAGCCUAUACACUCGGAAGUGCAGUACCUCUUUAUGUCAAUCCAGGAAAUAGAGAAGUAGCUUUUCUGGUCAACUUACCUAUAAUAGCUGCGGAAAACAUUUAUCGCUUAAAGGAAGUGGUAAAUGUUGGGUUUUGGCAAAAAGAAGCACACAUCAAAAUUCAGACUCCGACCUUGGUAGCUUACCAAGACAGCAAUCCUGGACUUUAUCUGGCCCCAAAUUUGCGCAUGUGUACCCUGUCCAAGGAUAUACACUAUCUCUGUCCCAGUAAACCGUUCACUCGAGAGGGUGCCGGCAAUCUUUGUGGCCUUAAGCCCAUGCUCACUAAGGACCAGUGUCCUGCCACUGUCACUCAUAGGUACCAACAGGUCGAGACUCAGGUUGAAAUCGUAGGGAGCCGGUGGCUGGUAAAUACUGCGGCACGGGAAGCUGUGUUGUCCUAUGACCAGCAUGAUAUCGAUGAACGUAUUCCCCUUCCGGAACAAACAUUUUGGGUAGACGUACCACCUGGGGCUACUCUGCAUGUUGGGGAAUGGUCCCUGUACCACUUAGUACCUGAUCAAUAUGAGAGUGAAAUUGAGGUGUCUGAUUUCUUUACUACCCACUCCUUAGAACUCAGCCCUGACACCCUUGGUCGGAUACAGUAUGAGGGUCCCCAGUCUAUCGAUUUGACCCCCAUCAAUAAUGUCUUAAAAGAGAUCGAGUCGCGUCCCACAUGGACAGUCCAACCUGUAAGAUACUCCUGGUCAUUGCCCGAUACCUUGUUAGCUGCGCUGGUAUGUCUGGGGUAUGUAGCAACCUUUGGUAUAACGUGUUUUUAUCGUAGGAAGACCGUGAAGCUACAGAGACAAAUGGAUUCAUGGUCGGGUAAGGUGGUUAGAUUUGUGAGACGUAGAAGGGGGGGGUCAAGAAGUGUCAGUGGAAACUCAGGAGGACGCAACUGAUGAACCUAUGCAGGUAGCUGCAGUAAGGGAAGUGGUUUAGCUCUGGUUUGGAUAACGCUAAUGCAGACUGUUGUGUACUGACCAGCAAAUGCCACCAGUAAGAGUUGAGAUACCCAGUAACCUUUUUGUCCACAGCUAUCUACGUCAUCUCAUCGACUGAUAACCUGGAUCUCUGCUGAUUAUCACCCGAUGGGGGGGGGAUAUGUAGCAGAUAGCCUGAUGUCUCAUUGUGAAAUCACACUCUUAGAUCCACUUAAGAAAUUCCACUGGAGAGCAGAGGGGGAUCCCCCCAACCUUGAAUGAUAACACUUUAACGACUUUUACGACCAUUUGCUGGAAACAUCUGUCUCGCUAAAAGCAUCCGAACAAAGACCCAUAAACCUUGGGGAUUAACAUGUCACCUGCUGAUCCGCUAUCUUCGGAGCACACCUCUUAAACAGUCACACUAAUUUACACACACACACACACGCAGUUUGACCCUUUAACUGGUCAAGGACCCGUGGACCAUUUAACAAGACAAUACUGCCACCCGCAGGAGAAGAAAGGAACUUUUCUUGGAGCACGAGGCUAUGAUCGAAAAAUUACAUAUGUAUAUGCUUUUACAAUAACUUAAAUAACUGUUGGUUAAUUCUAAUAUUGUGAGAAGCAGGGUAUCAAGCAAUGUGAUGAAACACUUUCUAAUCAAGAGAACAAUUUUGAGGUUUACCUUCAUUUUCUUCUACAGGUUCCAGGCUGAAGAAUUAUGUCUUGUUUGUCAUUGGUUGAACUAUUGCAACUAGUCAGCGUAGUUUUAACUUUUGUGUUGGUUAUAUAGAUACAUUUUCCGGUUUAGUAAAGAGCAAAGCAUAAAAGUAUAAAGGUAUAGUGAAUUUCCGAUUUAAAGGGUUCUGAAAUGAUGUUAACCAGAGCAAUAGGACCUGCAUUCCUUAGUGGGGGAGAGGUGUGAAUUACGACGGCCACAGAUUUACAUCUUUGAAUACACAGGCGAGUCUGCCAUUUCAAAAGGGAAAUUUAAGGCUGAAAAAUGUUAAAACAUUAAAAACAAAAUGUGUUCUUAAGACGUGAAUGAACAUUAACUACAAAAAGAACACGGAGGGCAACAAACUAGCAGUCUGGUUAAAAUAAUUACUUAAAGCUAUCAGGGCAUGUUUCCACAAUACUUUAAUCAGGUUAAUAACUAAAUCUUGAAUUAAUAAGUUUAAAGUUCAUAACGAGUUUCUUUCUUUCCUUUCUAAGAGUCCGGUGCGUGUGAGUUAGUGUAUUCCCUGGUCAUGUGUUAUAUUUCUUUCCAUUCUUACACCUCAAAAUCAACUAUGAUUAUCUAAUUGUCUGGUUAGGAUUUCAGUUCUGAGAUGUUUAUUCAUAUCACUAAAAUGCUAUGCAACAGUGGGUGAAUGUGGGGAAAUUGUGGGUUUUCUAUGUCAAAGUACAUUUUAAUAAGCAAUGGUUUAAUUUGAUCAUUUAAGAAUGUUAAGGUUUAAGUUAAUAAAGAAAAAAGGGGGAAGUCGUCUAGGCAAGACUCCACCUACCUGGAAGAUGAUUGGGUUUUUAGAAAUUAUACUUGCAGUUAGGAAACCUAUCACAAGUUAGGGCCAAUACGUCACGAAGGGAACGUGUUUUCCAAUAAAGGGGGAUGUUAGUUCAUUCAGUUGGUAGUUCGUGGUUCGCAGUUCGGAGUUCGUGCGCUUUUUAGGUUUAGUUAAGUUCAAUUUUUUUAGAGUUUUAGUUAGAAUUUUGUACUCUCUCUUUUGUUUUACUUUCUCUUAGAUUCAGCUUAGUGAUUCUUAAGUUCGUGAGUCAUAGAUUCUAGCUCGAGCUGCGCUUGCAGCACACCCGCGCUGACUAACACAAGUCCAGCGAUUAUCAACAGAAUUAGAGAAUUAGGUGCUUCCAGCUAUUGAACCACCUUAGCGCUACGGAGCUGCCUAUAGUUCACCGCUCAUACUUAGCGUUAUACAUCGCUCGCCCGACCAGACCCAGACGCGAAGAGAACCCUUGAUCUAUCAGCUGCCCGGAGCGAAGCUCCCGCUUGCCGUUGGAACCGAAGCCCUGCUUGCACCGUGAAGUCCACCUGAAGAACCCGCUUGGCCACCUGGAUCGAGCUACCCUUCCUGGCUGUCGACACCGACGGUUCCCUUCGCGGCAGAGACGACACCGGUUGCCCGAGGCCGGUCAACGCAAAGUGAGGCGCUGGUUAAAUCUCUAAUUCUCUGGUGGCGUUCUGUUGGUCUGGUUAGGUUGAGUCUUGCUAAGUUCUCAGUUAUAGUUAUUCCCGGUUGAGAUGGUGGUGAUCGCUGUCAGUUCCAUAGUUCUAAUGUAACCUAGUUUAACUCAAGUAGCUUGGGUUUAGGGCGUUUUUGCUUCUUUAGUAGUUAGUUCGUUUAUAGCAGUAUAUAAUCACUUAUAAUCUUGUUUAAUCUCCUAAUAUUCUUAUAGUGGGUUUAGUUAUCCAUAUUUAGGUUUAUCUCCUAGUGGGUUAUCAUAAUUACUUCCCCUUUGGUAUAUUAAACUGGGUAUUGAUUUGUUUAUUUUUAUCUACUUAUACAUUUCUGUUGUUUGGGUCUAAAGUGUUUUGAGUUAUUCAUAUAUGCGAUGAGAAGGUUUGGUUGUAAGACUGUUAUCAUCAGCGUGCUUGAAUUUCACUCUCAAAUUGUUGUUUGAAUUAUGCCCCUUAUCUAAUUCUGCAUAUAUCCAUGUAUUACUUUUAUUCUAAAUAAACAUUAUUUGUUUUAGCCAAUUCUUGACUUAAGUGUGUUCCUCCCGUGGUUCAAAGACUUUCUGAAACCGACAAGAACUCACCCUGAGGUUAAAUAUAAAUU
Molecule: messenger RNA, 5036 nt
Organism: Astyanax mexicanus (Mexican tetra)
Lineage: Eukaryota; Metazoa; Chordata; Actinopteri; Characiformes; Acestrorhamphidae
Exons: 2
Coding region: 472-2217 (581 amino acids)
Source: RefSeq, a predicted model, not a curated record